CACUACAAAAUUAAUGGUGCUGUUUCAAACAUCAUCUGUUCUAUAACUUUUGGGAACCGCUUUGACUACCAUGACAACCGUUUCCAGGAAUUACUGCACUUGCUGGCUGAAACACUGCUACUCAUUGGAAGUUUCUGGGGCCAGCUGUAUAACGCUUUUCCUUUGGUCAUGAGCUGGCUGCCAGGACCCUUCAAGAAAAUCUUCAGGCACUGGGAGAAACUUCGAUAUUUUGUGAAAGGUGUGAUCGCAAAGCACAAGGAGCAUUUGGACCAGUCCGAGGCAGGAGAUUAUAUUGACUGUUACCUGAGGGAAAUAGAAAAGUUUAAGGGUGAUACCAGCUCAUAUUUCCAUGAGGAAAAUCUGUUGUGCUCCACCUUGGACCUGUUCUUAACUGGGACUGAGACAACGGCGACUGCCAUCCGCUGGGCCGUGCUCUACAUGGCCAUGUACCCCCAUAUCCAGGAGAAAGUACAGCUGGAAAUCGACACGGUGCUUGGCCAGUCCCGCCAGCCCACGAUGGCCGACAAGGAGAAUAUGCCCUACACCAGCGCGGUGCUGAGCGAGGUCCUGAGAAUGGGCAACGUGGUGCCACUGGGGGUGCCCAGGAUGGCCACCAGCGACACCACCCUGGCCGGCUUCCACCUGCCCAAAGGCACCACUCUGAUGACCAGCCUGACUUCGAUAAUGUUCGACAAAAACGUGUGGGAGACUCCAGACACCUUUAAUCCUGAACAUUUCCUGGAAAACGGCCAGUACAGGAGGCGGGAGGCUUUUCUGCCCUUCUCUGCAGGCAAGAGGGCUUGUCCCGGGGAGCAGCUCGCCAGGACUGAGCUCUUCAUCUUCUUCGUAGCCCUCCUGCAGAAGUUCACCUUCCAGGCGCCAGCAGACGCCGCGCUGACCUUCGCCUUCACACUCAGCCUCACACGCUGCCCCAAGCCCUUCCAGAUCUGUGCGAUGCCUCGUGACUGAGGUCGAUGUGGGGCUGCCCUGUGACCCUCCUCUGCAGCCCUCCACAAACUGGAGAGUCUCCCUUCACCCAUCUGCCCCACAGAU
Molecule: messenger RNA, 1053 nt
Organism: Corapipo altera (White-ruffed manakin)
Lineage: Eukaryota; Metazoa; Chordata; Aves; Passeriformes; Pipridae
Product: cytochrome P450 2J2-like
Exons: 6
Biological process (GO): xenobiotic metabolic process
Cellular component (GO): cytoplasm; intracellular membrane-bounded organelle
Molecular function (GO): heme binding; iron ion binding; oxidoreductase activity, acting on paired donors, with incorporation or reduction of molecular oxygen, reduced flavin or flavoprotein as one donor, and incorporation of one atom of oxygen
Source: RefSeq, a predicted model, not a curated record